AUGCCCGCCGCCGUCUCCAUCCCCCUUCGCGACCAAGUUGGCCAGCCGUCGCUCCAAGCCGGUUCCCCAAUGUCCUUUCGGACCUCUCUGGGAGUUCCAAAGAGCUUCCGUACCGGCAUGAGCCCCUUUCAGCCGUUUAGCCAUCUCGAUAAUGCUGAUUUCAAACUAUCUUCCUCGAUGACUGGCUCUGUGGAGUCUGAAUCAUCCCGAUUAAUGAGGGCACUCAGCGCCUCGCAAUCCAAGACUGCUGGCUCGUUUGGAGAAUAUCUCACUCCGACUACACGUGAAAAGGAAUUCUGUCGCGAUUUCAUAUGCUGCGGCAUCAACUUGGGGGACCUCCAUGCGCUCGUAGAACAUUUCGAGGACAAUCAUGUUCGCGUUGUUCCAUCCGAAUAUCCCUUUCCUGUCACUGUUCCUGGCGGCAACAUGACAGUGCCUGUGGGUGGUCUAGGUCCUGCUCCCGCGGGCAUGGAUCCCGACGAUAUGGACAUGGAGGAAGAUGCACCGUCUCCUGCAUCGUCGAAUUCGCCCCCUCCGACACCCCUAGCACACCCUCCCGCUAGUGCUUUUGAUACGACAUCCGUAUUUCUACCGUAUCGCCGUUCAUCCGACCUUGGCCCGGCUGCAUUCUUCAAUACGACUGCCUCGAUGCAGCGCUCGCACUCGACUGGGAUACAUACGAAUGGUCCUGGCAUUCAGCCUGCACUGCUCACUCGCACUCCUGAGGAAACACCCCAAUCAUCGCCUCCGGCUACGCCAGCGACCAAUACUAAACCCCUAAACGGCGCUCGGCGCGUCAUUACUGGCCCCAUCGUGCCCAAUGCCGCGAGCGAUCCGCGGCCACCUCUGCCAGGAGGCAAGCCAUUCCGCUGCCCUACCCCGAAUUGCACAAAGUCAUACAAGCAAGCAAAUGGACUCAAGUACCAUCUGACCCACGGUCAAUGUUCGUUCCUGCCACCCGACCCUGUCCUCGAGAACUUGACCGAUAAGGAGGCGGACGAACGGCUACGCCCAUUUGUAUGCGCCGUCGGCGCUGCCGCGGGUGGCAAGGGCGGAGGAUGUGGCCGUCGAUACAAGAAUAUGAACGGUCUCCGCUACCACUAUCAGCACUCUGGCGCCCAUGGCGCAGUCGGUCUCGCAAUGCUUGCUUCCAACACGCACCCUGCUCCACCGGCGUGGGCCGUCGGCGGCACCAGCAAUCUCGUUCGCUCGAAUUCGAAGGGUAGUGGGGACUCUCCCACAUCGACUCCGCUGACGUCGCGACCCGGCUCUGCAGCUGGCACCAAAAGUACUCCUGGGUCUUCCCACGCGCCGACGGAAGAAGAUUUUGAGGGUGACGAAGACAUGGAGAUGGAGUUUGACAUGUCAUGA
Molecule: messenger RNA, 1371 nt
Organism: Serendipita indica DSM 11827
Lineage: Eukaryota; Fungi; Basidiomycota; Agaricomycetes; Sebacinales; Serendipitaceae
Source: the annotation of a GenBank genome assembly